UCCUGUUUAUGUUGAGAGACGCAACUAGUACUUAAAGAGACUCCGAUAUUUCGUUUCGUCAUCUCAAAUGACGGGUCAUGUGACAUCGACAUACCUCUUCCUUUUCCCCUUAUUUUCUCAAGCAACUCAGAUUUUUCCACGCUGCACACUGAGAAGGUGACGUAAAAUGCUGCCUUUGGUUAUAAUUAUUGGCCUGUUGGCUUUUGUUUCCACCAAACCAUGUGAUACUGAUGGAUCCAACCAAGAGCUGCUCCUGUCACUCAACAAGAAUCUCCUUCGCUCCCUGGCAACACAGGAAGGACUUCCCAAUCCCAGUGUCCACUUGGCACUUCGCCUUUCCAGUCACCACAAUCUUGCUAAGGAGCGAGAUAACCUUAAUAGACUGAAAAAUGAAUUGCACAAUAGCAUUCAAAGCUCACUCACAAACAGCCAGCCUGUGACUGGCAUCAUGGCUCUGUACAGUCUGGCCUUAAAGUCGUCCUGCUAUGACCUCAACACCAUCACCUUCACUGUAGGCGACAAGAGUGAGAUGCUGCUGACUAACCUAAAGAAGCAGAUGGAACAGGAGAAAGAACAUAUUGCCUUCAGCCACCGCCCUUUGACCAACUAUUACCAGUACAGCCUGGGUGUGCUCGCUCUUUGCGUGAGCGGCAUCAGGGUCAACAACCAUGUCAGCCACAAGCUCAUCAAAGCUGCUGAACACAAUAAUUUCAAACAUGGAGAAGAAGAGAGCGUUGACACUCAAGCCAUGGCUGGAAUGGCCCUCCAGUGUGUGAAGGACUCUGGAUUUUAUUCACACAACCCAGCUGAGCUUGACACAUCUCUUGAGAAGAUCAAGCAGAAGCUUCUGGAGUCCCAGAGAACUGAUGGUCACAUUGGCAAUGAGUUCAGUACAGGCCUUGCAGUUCAAGCCUUAUUGGCAAUGGGCACCAACGUUGAAGAGUGUGCUGCUUCAAUGGAGGCUAUGAGGACAGCUGCUAGAAGCAACACAUACCACAACCCGAUGGCCAUUUCUCAGACACUUCCUGCUCUCCAGAAAAAGUCCUAUCUAAAUGUGAAAAGCAAGGAGUGCCUCAAUGAGGAUGACUCUCUGGUGCUGGAGAUCCCUGGUCCUACUGUGGCCCCAAGCAAGACAGAAGUUAGGGUGAUGGUGGAGGUGGUGACGUCCAGUGGAGCCACAGCUGCUUACUCUGUGGAAGUGCCAAAGGGCAGCUCGUUGUUGGACGCCCUUAACCUGCUUUCAAUGAAAAAUGUUGGCUUUACGUUUGAGCAGGAAUCCAGUCUGUGGGGACCUUUCUUAAGUGCGGUAAACGGAGAGCAGGCCAGGCAAAGCGAUCGCAGAUACUGGCACCUUUCAUCUGAUGGCAUUGCACUAACUGAGGGUGUCAGCGAUUUCAAGAUUGACAAGGUCCAGAAGAUCACCAUCCAAAACACAAGCUACUGAAGAUACAACAAAGAUUGCAAUUUAGCUCAGAAUUGUUUUGAUGCUUUGUUUUAUUACAGAUUUGCACCCAAAUUUUCUAAUUCCAUCAUGUAUGAGAUGCUUUACAGAAUGUUUGCAUGAAAAAUGGACAGAAUACUUCAAUAAACCUUUAAUUUAGUA
Messenger RNA from Nothobranchius furzeri (turquoise killifish), 1603 nucleotides. RefSeq names its product transcobalamin II (gene tcn2). The record is from RefSeq and is a predicted model, not a curated record. Lineage: Eukaryota; Metazoa; Chordata; Actinopteri; Cyprinodontiformes; Nothobranchiidae. Gene Ontology annotation, biological process: cobalamin transport. Gene Ontology annotation, molecular function: cobalamin binding.